Messenger RNA from Penicillium canariense, 273 nucleotides. RefSeq lists its product as uncharacterized. The record is from RefSeq and is a predicted model, not a curated record. The coding region runs from base 1 to 273 and encodes 90 amino acids. The transcript has a single exon. NCBI's taxonomy places the organism in Eukaryota, Fungi, Ascomycota, Eurotiomycetes, Eurotiales, Aspergillaceae.
AUGGUACUGACAAGAAAUCUAUUGAACGAGGAACUACGCGAUCAGUACCGCAGGCCGGGGGAUGUGAAACGACAGUUUGAAGAAGCCCUUACCGGCGAAAUGAAGGAGCAUGGAUUUCUCGCACACGAUGACUUACUUCAGUACCACGACUUCCGGGAUGACCUAAGUGAAAUGGUCGAGUUCGAUCAUCCUCAGUAUCCUGACGUAGAGGACUUGAUCGGGCGUGUCCAGAGGAAGAUCUUUAAGUUCUCCGGGGAGGAAUAUUUCGGCUGA